GACGGGGCUCUCCGUGAACAGGAGCCGCUUGAAGCUUUUUCUCCCGCAGUUUGUGUGGAAGUUUAGAUCAAAGUUUGUGUCUCGGGUCUGAUUCAGUUUACGUUGAGUUUCGUUUAAUUCAGUUUAACUGUACUAGGCGACAAGCCCUCAAACCAUAUCACUGCCUCCUGUUGUCAGGGAUUCCAAAAAGUCAUCGAACGUGAUAUUUGUCUGGUUAUUAAGUACAACCGGGUCUCAACCUGUGGAAACCGAAAACCAGCUUUGCUGUUUCACACCAGCAACUUGAAAUUCUGUGUUGAUCCGAGCAAUAGUAUCGUGAAGAAAAUUAAAAACUUCAUCGACAUCAAAGGAAAAUGCAAGAGAAGAGCAAAGAUGCCUUCGGCAAGAGCGAGAGUGGGAUCUCCACCCGUUGGAGGGUCAACCUCAACUGAGAAGAACCACGUAACCAAGGAAACGGCCGCCAAGAUCGCACGCUCCAUUGCUCCCACCACCACUGACCUUCCCAACAUGGCCGUUCAUUCCAUUGCUCCCACCACCACUGACCUUCCCAACAUGGCCGUUCAUUCCAUUGCUCCCACCACCACUGACCUUCCCAACAUGGCCGUUCAUUCUAUUGCUCCCACCACCACUGACCUUCCCAACAUGGUGGGUCAUUCCAUUGCUCCUACCACCACUGACCUUCCCAACAUGGUGAGUCAUUCCAUUGCUCCUACCACCACUGACCUUCCCAACAUGGUUGGUCAUUCCAUUGAUCUUUCCACCACUGACCUUCUCAAUAUGGCCAUUGUUGAUCAGCCCACUACUGACCUUCCCAACAUGGCCGUUCAUUCCAUUGCUCCCACCACCACUGACCUUCCCAACAUGGUGGGUCAUUCCAUUGCUCCCACCACCACUGACCUUCCCAAGAUGGUUGGUCAUUCCAUUGAUCUUUCCACCACUGACCUUCCCAACAUGGUGGGUCAUUCCAUUGCUCCCACCACCACUGACCUUCCCAACAUGGUUGGUCAUUCCAUUGCUCCCACCACCACUGACCUUCCCAACAUGGUUGGUCAUUCCAUUGAUCUUUCCACCACUGACCUUCUCAAUAUGGCCAUUGUUGAUCAGCCCACUACUGACCUUCCCAGCAUGGCCAUUCAUUCCAUUGCUCCCACCACCACUGACCUUCCCAACAUGGUGGGUCAUUCCAUUGCUCCCACCACCACUGACCUUCCCAAGAUGGUUGGUCAUUCCAUUGCUCCCACCACCACUGACCUUCCCAACAUGGUUGGUCAUUCCAUUGACCUUUCCACCACUGACCUUCUCAAUAUGGCCAUUGUUGAUCAGCCCACUACUGACCUUCCCAACAUGGCCGUUCAUUCCAUUGCUCCCACCACCACUGACCUUCCCAACAUGGUGGGUCAUUCCAUUGCUCCCACCACCACUGACCUUCCCAAGAUGGUUGGUCAUUCCAUUGCUCCCACCACGGCUGACCUUCCCAACAUGGCCGUUCACUCCAUUGCUCACACCACCACUGACCUUCCCAACAUGGCCGUUCAUUCCAUUGCUCCUACCACCCCUGACCUUCCCAACAUAGCUGGCCAUUCCACUCAAGAUCCUCGUGCAACAGCCCUUCCAAGCGUGGCGGGCCAUUCAACCACUGCCCUUCCCAAGAUGGCUGCCCACUCAACAGACGUGCCUUCGUCCGUGGAUCAGGAGAAGGGAGAAAGUCCUGGAAAAUCAGGAGGUAGGGGUGAGCGGCCCACCGUCACGCCGGCCCCCCAUCGGCAGGAUCCCCAUGUCGACAAGCCCUCGGCCACCGGCCCGACGAUCGGCAACUACCUGGCAGCAAUGGCGGCGGUAAUGUGCGGAGCGAUCGUGGCGGUCCUGGUGUACUCCAAGUUACGCAGGAGAGGAUACAGGGGAGAGGUCAAGGCCAUCGAGAAUGAAGCACCCGCAGAAUCCAUCCCCUUGGUUUGAUGUUCGCUCUGGGAGAUUCCCACUAGCCGGAUGGAGAUCGGGACCGCUAAACUCACAAGCAGCGAGUGGCAACGUUGAAUGGUGGGCGCGGGGCACGGUUUACUGUCGGGUUGCGUGUUACAAUGUGGUUCCCCCACCUUACUGCCAUUCCCUCCCCUCCCCCUCCCCCUCCCACUCCCCCUGGGAAUGCGAGUGUUUAGACACAAAGUUCACACGUUGUAGAACAAGCAGAAUUAGGCCAUUCGGCCCAUCGAGUCUACUCUGCCAUACUCGAUCCUGGCUGAUCUAACUCUCCCUCCUAACCCCACUCUCCCCGUAACCCCUGACACCCGCACUAAUCAAGAAUCUAUCAAUCUGUGCCUUAAAAAUAUCCACUUACCUGGCCUCCACAGCCGUCUGUGGCAAAGAAUCACACAGAUUCUACAUAGCUUUAGUGUCCACAAGUGAUAGGAGCAGCACUAGGCCAUUC
Messenger RNA from Amblyraja radiata (thorny skate), 2425 nucleotides. Its product is annotated as proteoglycan 4-like. The transcript is spliced from 6 exons. The record is from RefSeq and is a predicted model, not a curated record. Bases 373 to 1956 code for a protein of 527 amino acids. Lineage: Eukaryota; Metazoa; Chordata; Chondrichthyes; Rajiformes; Rajidae.